Calliphora vicina (urban bluebottle blowfly) is the source of this 2388-nucleotide messenger RNA. RefSeq names its product Riboflavin transporter (gene Rift). Lineage: Eukaryota; Metazoa; Arthropoda; Insecta; Diptera; Calliphoridae. Gene Ontology annotation, cellular component: plasma membrane. The record is from RefSeq and is a predicted model, not a curated record. The coding region runs from base 490 to 2145 and encodes 551 amino acids. The transcript has 3 exons. Gene Ontology annotation, molecular function: riboflavin transmembrane transporter activity. Gene Ontology annotation, biological process: riboflavin transport.
AAAUUAAUGACUAAACAAAAAAAAAACAAUUGCAAUUGCAGCGAAAUUUGAAACUGCAAAAGUAUUUUCGUUUUAAAAUAUACAACAAACACAUGGUUAAUUGAAAAUAAAAGAAAAGGAAAAACAGAAAUCAAAUGACUGUGUUAUGAAAUCAAUCAUUCGGUGGAUUCUAAAAUUUCAAUAGUUCUACAAGUUCAAUAGCGGACAAAUUGGAAAUUUGUAAUUAAUUUUAAAAAAGGUUUGCUUGCUUCCACAAGUGGUAGACUUUCUCUGCAGAGUAACCCAAAGAAGACUGAUGUCAAUUUACUUAAGUUGAUAUUUUUCAAUCUCACGUCGGCACCAACGGAACACUGUUGUUGUAUAGACAUUGUAUAUAUAGUUGAUAAUCUUAUCACUUCCAACCGCUAAUAAAUAUCUUAUUUGAUUUUUAAGAUACUGAUACUGAAUUUAAACAAACAAAAUUAACACUCUCAAGAGCAAUUUAUACUCAUGAAUCCUCCUACUGGCAGUCAAAGUAACUACUACAACAACAACGGUAAUACAAUUAGUAACGACUCCGAUCAUAGACGCCAACAGCAAAAAGAAUGUCACAACAAUACACACAGUAUAAACAUAAAUUGUCAUGAAAGUAACUCAACAGUCUUCUCUAUACCCUCAUCGCCUCCGAUCAGUUAUUCUGUAUCAACAUCCCCUCCAACUUUCAACGCAAAUAACAAUCCAAUCAGAUCUUCAGAACCAUCUGAACCCUCAGAAGCUAGCACACUGUUAGGUGGCGGAAAUCAUAGCAAAAUGAGAAUUCAAUUUGGUGGUAUUUUCAAACAACGUAGUGUCAUUGUAGACUUACUAGCGAUAUUCUUUGGGAUUGGCACAUGGAUAGGAAUUAAUGGUACCUUCAUACAACUACCUCUGCUGGUAGAUGUAGCACCAGAAGGCUGGAGUCUACCUUCUUAUCUUAGUGUUAUGGUUCAAAUUGGCAAUUUGGGACCACUAGCUUAUACGCUGCUACAAAAAUUUUCCAAACACAAUGACGCUUACAUGAUAUAUGGCUUAUUGAUAACGGGCGCUGUAUCAGCUAUACUAACAGCCUUCUUUUACAGUCGAACAGCAAUUAUAUUUGGGUCAGAACAUAGUGUGGCCUUGUUUGCGUUAACAUUUUUCACAGCACUAACGGCAUGUACGAGCUCAGUUCUAUUCAUGCCAUAUAUGGGGCGAUUUAAAGAAAUCUACUUGGUAACAUAUUUUAUUGGAGAAGGCCUGAGUGGUUUGUUACCCAGCGUAGUGGCUUUAAUUCAAGGUAUUGGUGGUACAGCCGAAUGCCGCCUGACUAAUGUUACAGAAACGGGACAAGAAAUCUAUGAAAAAUAUGUACCACCGCCUCUUUUUGGUACAAGGGAGUUUUUCUUUUUCGUGUUUGUUAUGAUGGUAUUAAGUUUUGUUGGCUUUUUAUUAUUAGAUCGCCUGAAAUUAUCGAAAAAACAAUAUGCAGCUGUUCAAGUUGGUCAUGGAAAUAAUUAUGUAUACGAAAGGGAAACAAAGACUAUGCCAAAUACAAAUGGCAUAGAAUCCAAUGGCCAAGUCAAUAACAAUUCUGUUGCUGAACCGGAUAAAGUCGACAGUGAUUUGGCACCAGAAAUUUCAUCUAGUAAAUACACAUUCCUGUUAUUACUAAUUGGCACAAUAAGCUUCUUUGCCAAUGGCAUUUUUAAUAGUAUACAAUCAUACUCUUGCCUCCCAUACGGCGGACAAGCCUACCAUUUAUCGGCUACAUUAAGUGUGAUUGCCAAUCCACUGGCGUGUUUUAUGGCCAUUUUCUUACCUCACACCUCAAUGCGCAGUAUAUUAACAUUAACUGGAUUAGCGGGCCUACUGACAGUUUAUGUAUUUAUUACAGCCGCCAUGAGUCCUUUCCCACCGCUAUAUGGUACAACAGUAGGAGCAGUGUUAGUGAUUAUAACAUGGACUCUACUCAUUGGUUUAGUUAGCUACAUUAAACUGAGCAUAACCACCGUGAUGCGAUCUCAGGGAGGUAAAUCACUGGUGUGGACUGGCGGAUUAACACAAUUAGGUUCUACAAUUGGCUCAAUACUUAUUUUUGUUUUAAUAAAUUAUACAAAUAGUUUUACGGCGGCUUAUGAAGAAUGUUAAAGCACAUCUUAAUCUUUAUUUUUCAAUGCAAAUUAGGAUUUGAAUAAAAAUAAAAUCCCACUUAUAUAAAACAAAGAUGUUUCAAACGUAACUUUAUAUAUGUAUGUGAUAUUUGCCGAUAACUUAAAUUAUUUUUUUUUAUUUUAUUUACGUUUUCUUUUAUACAAAAAACAAGAUAUGUAGCAAAUGAACAAAUGGUCGAAAAAUAUGUUUAAAUAAAAUUCUUAUUACGUUUUUAAAUAA